AUGAGAUCCCAGGUAAACGCCAUGAGCCUGCCCAUCUUGACCAGGGGGGAGCGGACUGCAGCAGAAGACAUAAAGUCACCCCACCAGCUCCUGUGGCUGUCCCGCAAGCCACCCUGCCACUUCCUGUUACCAGUGCAAAGGACACCACCCAGCCUGAUCCAGUUCCGGGUCCCGGUGAAGGACACCACCCAGCCUGAUCCAGUUCCGUUCCAGUUCCCGGUGAAGGACGCCACCCAGUCGGUUCCUGUUGGCACACCCCGGGACCUCCCGGACCCACCGCUGAACGCCGCAGCCGCGCCUCCAGACCUCUUUGACCUGCCGCUGAACGACGCAGUCAUGCCUCCGGAGUCCCCAGAUCCGUGGCCAGUCACCUCCACAAUCUCAGACUCACCUCCUGACCUACAGGCUUCACGUUCCCGUCUGUGUCUCGUGCUGCUUCCGCCCUUUCCUGUCCCAUUGUCCCGGGCCUGGUCUGUAUUACAUUUUUGUUUUCCUCAUUAUUUUGUGCGUCGUCGUCGCUCAUCGUUUGACGUCUUUUGUUGUGUCUCCGCGUCCUCCCUCCCUGCCGUUUGUCAUUCUCUGUCUUCUGUUACUGCUCCCACUUCUGUCCUCCCCAUCGACUACAGGGCUGGCCUACUAUUCCUGUACUCACUUGUUUUUCUUGGAGGGUUUGUGGGUGCUGGAUUGAUGAGCACUGUUUUAAAGUCCAACAUGUUGUCAAUCACCACCGUGUCAGUGAUCAACUUGCUGGUAGUGCACGUGAUUUUUCUCCUCACAAUACCCUUCCAUAUGUACUAUUACGCUACCAACUCCUGGAACCUGAGCUUCGAUGCCUGCAGGAUAGUCAGCGGCAUGAUCCAUGCGCACAUGUACCUCAGCUUUAUCUUCUAUACCAUUAUUCUACUUGCACGUUACCUGGCCUACUUCGAAUGGGGACAUCGAUUGCAGUUUUAUCGAGCUCUGCACGCAUUUAUAGCCAGCAUGAUGGUUUGGACCAUCACUCUAGGCAUCGCACUGCCUGCGACAGUGUUGGUGUAUGGCUCAGGGAUGACAGGUAGUGACACUGUGUGCUUUGAUUUUGGUGGAGCUCUUACUUAUCCCGGAGUGCAGUCACUAAACUACAUCAUGAGUGCCAUGGUCUUGUUGGUGUGGACUGCCUUGGCCAGUCGCCAGCUGUAUGUCCUGUGGCAGGUGUAUCAGAAACACAGGCAGGCUUCUUAUUCUCAUCAAGAGUUCCGGGUUCAAAUCAAAAGCAUGUUCUUUGUGCUUAUCAUGUUUCUUUGUUUUGUACCUUACCAUGUGUUUAGGAUAUACUAUGUGACCAGGUUCCUAGAAAACAAGUUACUAGAAGACAUAAAUGAUGUUUUUCUUGCUUUUACAGCAUUUAGCUGCUUUGACCUACUCACAUUUGCUAGCAGAGGUAUGUGGCAACCAGCUUACAUAAAAUGUUGUAUUUUAUGUGAGUGA
This is a messenger RNA of Electrophorus electricus (electric eel), 1467 nucleotides long. Its product is annotated as putative G-protein coupled receptor 141. NCBI's taxonomy places the organism in Eukaryota, Metazoa, Chordata, Actinopteri, Gymnotiformes, Gymnotidae. The record is from RefSeq and is a predicted model, not a curated record. Gene Ontology annotation, cellular component: membrane. Gene Ontology annotation, biological process: G protein-coupled receptor signaling pathway. Gene Ontology annotation, molecular function: G protein-coupled receptor activity; oxysterol binding.